This is a messenger RNA of Myotis brandtii (Brandt's bat), 490 nucleotides long. RefSeq names its product transmembrane protein 230-like. The record is from RefSeq and is a predicted model, not a curated record. Gene Ontology annotation, biological process: synaptic vesicle transport. The coding region runs from base 182 to 490 and encodes 102 amino acids. NCBI's taxonomy places the organism in Eukaryota, Metazoa, Chordata, Mammalia, Chiroptera, Vespertilionidae. The transcript has 5 exons. Gene Ontology annotation, cellular component: endomembrane system; synaptic vesicle.
UCCAAAAAAGAUAUAAACGAUUCGAACAAAUGAGUGGCUUUCCGGUGCUGAGCUUGUCUGGGCAGGGUAGGGUGGGUGGCAGUUAGGUGAGGGGUGUCAUGAGCAUCUGUGUUUCCAACCAUGAGCGAGCUGUCAGCACACAGGUGACUUGGUGUGGCUAUGUCAGCUGUGUCAAUGUGGUAUGCCAUCUCUUACCAACCUGGCUACUGGAAUCCCCAGUAAUAAAAUGAAAUACUCAAGGCUCUCCAACACAGAUGAUGGCUACAUUGACCUUCAGUUUAAGAAAAGCCCUCCUAAGAUCCCAUAUAAAGCCAUGGUGCUUGCUACAGUGCUGUUGCUGUCUUUGAUUGGCACCUUUCUCAUCAUCAUAGGUUCCCUCCUGCCGGCAGGUUAUAUCUGCAAAGGAGGGGCCGUGGGAGCCGCUCCUGUCCUGUUCAUUGGCAUCCUGGUGUUCCCGCCAGGAUUUUACCACCUGCACAUCGCCUACUAG